Molecule: messenger RNA, 447 nt
Organism: Closterium sp. Naga37s-1
Lineage: Eukaryota; Viridiplantae; Streptophyta; Zygnematophyceae; Desmidiales; Closteriaceae
Source: the annotation of a GenBank genome assembly
AUGGGAGAACGUGCCACGUGGGUUGGGCAUGAUUGCCUCCUCAUAUGCAGAGAAAAGGGGGAUUACCCCCUCCUCUCUCCAUCCUCUCCCCAUCCUCUCCCCAUACUCUCCCCCUCCUCUCACCUGUUCACUUUCACAAAAACCGUCCUCAGGCCCCCAUCUCCCCCUUCCCCACCCCUCUCUCCACCGUCCCCUCUCUCCCCUCCCGUUUCCCCCCGCCUCUCCGCGUCUUUCAAGCCCCCCCCCCUUCCUCCCCCUCUUCCCCCGCCCCGUGCGCCGCGGUCCCCGCCGGUCCUGCCACCGCGCCGUCCGCCCAACCUGCCGCCCAGCCGCCCUCCAGCCGCCGACGUUGACGCUGAGCCUCCCGCAUCCGACAGAUCUUGCCGUCCAGAGCCCCACGCCUCUCCCGCGGAGGGACUGGCGCUGAGUUCCGGAUCGGACGGCUGA